Anopheles maculipalpis is the source of this 1385-nucleotide messenger RNA. RefSeq lists its product as uncharacterized. NCBI's taxonomy places the organism in Eukaryota, Metazoa, Arthropoda, Insecta, Diptera, Culicidae. The transcript has 5 exons. Bases 15 to 1370 code for a protein of 451 amino acids. The record is from RefSeq and is a predicted model, not a curated record.
GCGCAAAACUUCUUAUGAUUGGUUGUAUGCACGACGGGAACGACGCGGCGUGUCCUACAUGCGGCACCUACUUACAUCCUCAUAAAUCAGUAGAAUCGGACUCACCGUCCGACGACGAAUCUACCACAAUGGAUGACAGUAACACUUCGUUUCCCGGCCCAUCCGGGCGCCCCUACACCACGACGACCACGCCUGCACAAUACACGACCGAUCGGCCACCGUCCGCCAGCCAGGGCGGCAGCAUUGUGGAGGAGAAUGCGGUCCUGCUCGAGGAAAAUCGGAAGCUUACGCGCAGUCUGCUGGAACUGCAAGUGGAAACGGAACGGUUAAAGCAGCAGCAGAAUCUCCUGUCCGGGUUGGGCCGUCGUCGGGACAGCCUGAGCGGACUGAGCUCCACCAGCCAACCGAUGGGCAGCAUGGGACAAAACAGUCCCGCACCAUCGUACCGGUCGACGGGUAACUACACCUCCGGCAUUGUAGCGGACGUGGUGCGCGAGAUACGUGAUAUUUGUCGCGUGCGCGAAGAUGCAACGUUCGAGCGGUUGCGCAACCUGCAGGAAAAUCACAUGUGGUCGAUCAACGAUACGCUCCAGCGGUUGGCAAAGGAUGUGGACACGAUGCAGAAAACGGUCAGUGCGGCACGGAUGGACGUGGAAAAGCUUACCAGCCGUGUGCUGCAGCUGGAAAGCAUCGUGUUACCGCAGGCGGCCGUUUGUCUUGCCGGCGCGCAACACAACCACACGAUGCCACUCUCGCCGAUGCCAUUGUUCGGUGGGAAUGUACAGCAGGCACUGUUACUUCAGCAGCUACAGCACCAACAGUCGAACGCAACCCAGCAGCAGCAGCAGCAGCAGCAGCAACAGCCACAACAUUCCCCACAAACGACCGCCCCUUCUCAGCAGCAGUUUCAUUCGUUCGGCGGUGGGAACGAACGAUCACCACCGACCAGCGGCGGAUGUGCCACCAGCAACAACACAAACAACGGUGUCAAGCCGGGCAGCAAUCUACCGUCGAUGUUGCGGCUGAAUUACGGGCGUGUCGGAACGACCGAGGAAAUGUUCGGCGGUGAUGUGGUAACGGUCGAGCUGGGUAAUGGCAAUACGAGCGCGUCAAGUACGACCGCAUCGGUGCAUGAGGCUUCCUCCCGCGUACUGAUGCUGGAGAAGGGCGAGGUGGAGCUGAGGCGUGAUCUGCAGGAUGCGAUAGCGGCCAAGAACGAACAAUCGAAAAAGAUUGCCUAUUUACAAAAGGUGGUAAUGGCGUUGCAGAAGAAGGUUGACUCGCAGUCGACGGAUGCACCGAAUACGAGUGGCGGUAGCAGCAACAAUAUUAGCGGCAUUGGCGUGAUCGGCCCGGUGACCGAUCUGUAAAUACUGUGCCAUACA